Molecule: messenger RNA, 2330 nt
Organism: Aegilops tauschii subsp. strangulata
Lineage: Eukaryota; Viridiplantae; Streptophyta; Magnoliopsida; Poales; Poaceae
Product: malonyl-CoA:anthocyanidin 5-O-glucoside-6''-O-malonyltransferase-like
Source: RefSeq, a predicted model, not a curated record
GCGUCCACGCCUCCUGCUCUGCUGGCCUUCUCGUGAACCUCGUGUCCCGCCUCGCGCUGUAGCACUAGCCACCCCAGUACGAUUCGAGGUAGCAGACCACGAGGCACCGAUGGCGCCGGCGCCGGCGCCGCUGCAGCACGUGACCGUCCUGGACCGGUGCGAGGUCUCUCCGUCGCCGCCGGCAGCGCCCGGGCAGCCGCGCGCGCUGCCGCUCACGUACUUCGACCUCGUCUUCUGGGACUUCCCGCCCGUGCAGCGCGUCCUCUUCUACGGCAGCGCGGAGCGGGACCUCCUCGACGUCCCGGGCUUCCUCCGCCGCGAGCUGCCGCUGUUCAAGGCGUCCCUGGCCGCCGCGCUGCACCACUUCUACCCGCUGGCCGGGAGGCUGCCGUGCGAGCUGCCCGCCGAGCCCGAGGUCGCGUGCUCCGACGGCGACUCUGUUCGUCUCACGGUGGCUGUCGGAGGCGAUGACUUUGGAGAUCUCGCCGGCGACCACCCGCGCGACACAGCGAGGCUCCGGCCGCUGCUGCCACCGCUGCCGAGCCGCGGCCGGGGGUCUUGGGGAGUGUUUGCCGUGCAGGUCACCGUGUUCCCUCGCGCCGGCAUCUGCGUCGGCACCACGCUGCACCACGCCGUCGCCGACGGCUCCAGCUACGUGCAUUUCCUCAGGACGUGGGCGGCCAUCCACCGCCGGCUCAUCGGCGCUGACAAGAAGGUGGUGGACGUUGUUCCGCCGCUGUUCGACCGCGGCGUCGUGCGCGACGACUCCGGUCUCCGGGAGGUGUUCGUCCGUGAGCUCGCGGAGGCCGGCGACGAGCGGUUGGAUGACUGGGACCUGAGCAGGCGACCGGGCAGCGGCGGCGUCGUCCUCGCGACGUUCCGGUUCACGGAGGAGCUGCUAGGCCGGUUGGGGAAGCGCGUCGAGUCGGAGACCUCGGCGCGGCGGUGUUCGCCGUACGCGGUGGCGUGCGGCGCCGCGUGGGCCGGUAUCGUGCAUGCGCGCGGUGGCAACGGCAGCAACUGCAAUGCACGGCAUCAGUUUGGGUUCGUGACCGGGUGCAAGCCCCGCGCGAGCCCGCCGGUGCCGGGGAACUACUUCGGCAACUGCCUGGGUCUCUGCUGCGUGGAGGAGGCGGAGGAUGGUCACGGCGUCGGCCUCACGCCGUCGGCGGCAUCGGCAGCCAUCUGGCACGCGAUCGAGGAGCUCGCGGAGCAGGGGCGGGCGCUGCGGGACGCGCGCGGGUGGGUGCGGCUCGUGCGGGAGUGCGCGGCGGCGCGGGCGGUGACCGUGGCCGGGUCGCCGAAGCUUGGGAUUUACGCGGCAGCAGACAUGGGCGCCCCCUGGGGCCGGCCGCGAAAGGUGGAGAUCGUCUCCGUGGAACGGACGGGCGCGCUGGCCCUGGCGGAGAACCACGACGGCCGCGGCGGCAUCGAGGUCGGGGUGGCGCUGCCGCGAGGGGAGAUGGAGGCAUUCCGCGCGUUCUACGGCGACCUCGUCGCCGGCCUCCGGUGAAGCGUACGAGAACCGCGCGGGCACGUACUACGCGAAAGCGACACGGUGGGCGGGGCGGCGACGUCGAGUGCAACGGUAGACCGCUCGCCACCUUUUCGACGCGGGACACAAAACAAAAGACAUGACGAGUUGGAGCAGGUGGAUGGACGCGACGUCUCCUGCGCGCUCCACUAGCUCCUGCUCCGCGGGGACACUCCUGUCUGUGUGGUGCAGAGCGUACGAACUGCUGUGUCGAUUGUGAAUAUCAAUCAUGUACUGCCAUAGCACUUAUCGUACACAAUAUGGUUGCAAGGCGUUUUGCUAGUGUAGAUCGUUUCUCCUUUCGUCUCUGAACUUUUCAUGAAUGCACGACCGGGUGUACUUGCAGGAAGCACUUCGAAACUCCAAGAUUACUGUCAAAUGGUUCAAGCAUCUAAGUCUAAGUCCAUCUUCAACCCCGCCUUCGAAUCGGACUCACUAUGGGUUCGCAGACACGAAUACGAAAGUCGGACAUGUAUCCUAUCCAUCAAACUUUCGCCCAUGUUUGUCUCUGUUUUUUUGUUAAGUCCGCGGCACUUCAAAAUAACUAUACAUGAGCAUAAUUCUUGAAGCAACAAAUAUUUAAGUACAAAACUAGUUCAAAUUUAAAUAUUACAAACCAAACAUUAAGUUCCAAAUAAAAUAACUAAACUUGAAUCCAACUUAUGUUCUAGUUGUCCCCUUUAAUCGUCCACAAAUGCUCGUCUAUUCAUUUCUUAAACUGCUCAUGAGUUGCUCGACGUCAAAUCUGUUGAUUUAUCUGGACAAACUCCUCAAACGUUAACUGCAAAAAGAAAAA